GUCGUCGGGUUUUUGCCGACUGCGGAUAUCAGUUUAGUGUUUUUAUCGGCUCCCUAGCUGUUCAUUUCCAUAUAAAACGUCAUUACGAUCUGUGCGGAGGGAUUGAUUGUAAUCUCGUUGGAAACAGCGCGACGGACGCGUUCCAUUUAUAAAAUUUCCGAACGAUCGCAGACAGACACAGACAAUCAUGCAAGUGGUUUAGUUACUAGCUCUCAACAAUGUUUUGUGCCCGUGAAGUGACGUGGGUAAUCUAACAGUGGGAUAAAAAUCUAUUGUUUAUGUUAUACGAUGCUCUGAAAGAUGUCAGGCGGCAACUCAAAAAACAAGGCUCGCUCCAAGAAGCAGGAAGGAUGGGAGGAAGCCGGUGGAGAGUUCUACCAGGAGUUGUACCCCGGUGGAGAGCAGGAACUCUUCGAUAACCUGCAGCGGGCUGAUGCUGCUAAAUUGGCUACAUUACUGCCUUCAAAACAGGCUCGGAAUACCACGACGGUGAAGCGCGCGCGGUCUCAGAAUGAGCGGCGGCAGUCCACCUAUGCCAGGACCACGCAGAGCCGGGAUAUACAUCUGUCUAUGUUACCCGAUUUAUCCGAGAACCUAUCAAAUGAGGAGCGUACCUGGGAGGAGAUCAUGCAGAUCAAAGCGAUGCCAGUUCCUAUGAACCAGAAACGUGAACUCAAGGCUAGACUACAGAACGCCACAAAACUUCGUCUACAAGGGUUCGAACAACUUCAAUGGCGACAACGGAAAGUCUGGCAUCGAUUCCGAAUAAGAUUAUCCGAAGUAGUCGGAAAACUAGAGCUCUGGCAAUCCCCCAUGAAAGAAAUAGAAGGCAAGUUCGGUACAGGAGUAGUCUCCUAUUUCCUCUUCCUCCGAUGGCUUCUAUUCCUCAACGUUGCUAUAUCCCUUCUUAUUAUCCUUUUCCUAAUUCUCCCAACUUCAGUCCUCAAAGAGGUAGAAUACGACUGCGAUGGGUACGAACCAAAUUCUACCAUUUGCUGCUCUCAAUAUUACCUAACAAAGAAUUUGACGGAUACCAAUGUGUUUCUCGAUGUGAUCCAAGGCACAGGUUGGAUGGAACGGACCAUACUUUUUUACGGAGUGUAUUCGGACCAGAUUUACACGUAUUUUUUAAACAAUUUGUUCGAAAGUGAGCUCUAUUAUAACAUGCCUAUGGCUUAUAUUCUUGUCGCUAUUUCGUGGGUACUUCUUUCAUUAAUAGCCAUUGUGAAAACUGCCGCCAAAGGUUUUAAAGAGCGUUUGGUAGAAAAUGAAGGUCAGUUUUAUAAGUACUGUAACCUCGUGUUUGGAGGCUGGGAUUUUUGCAUCCACAACGACAAGUCAGCUAAAAUCAAACAUAAAGCGUUAUAUAACGAAAUCAAAGGUUAUUUGGAAGAAGAAAAAUAUAACGAAGAAAGGCAGUUAAGAACUAGGGAAUCACAAAUAUUGAUAUAUUUCAAACGUUUACUUAUCAAUGUAAUUGUGUUUGUAAUACUUAUUGCUUCAGGGGUUUUAAUAUAUUUCGCGUUUAAUUACUCCACGGAUAGAUUAAAUGAGGAAGUUUCCGAAAAUGUUGAAGAUGAAACUAGAAUUGAUACAAAUACGACACACAGUGAAAAGUUUACCUUAAAGCUGUAUAGAGAAGGUGGCAUGUUCUUCGGCCAACUAGAAAACACGUUGCUAGAAUUCCUACCAUUUAUAUGUAUAGUAGUUUUAAAUCUUAUAGUCCCAGAAAUAUUUAGCUAUUUAAUACAAUUCGAGAGUUAUACCCCAGCUCAUGUGCUAAUUAUAACUUUAUUAAGAACAGUUUUGUUAAGGCUAUCGUCCUUAGCGGUGCUUCUAAGUCAAAUGUAUAUGUACGUGAGAGAUAAUGGUUUCGUCUGUUCAUACACGAAAGACGAAUCUUCGUCAAAACUCGAAUGUUGGGAGACAUAUGUCGGACAACAGCUAUACAAGUUAAUACUCACGGAUUUUGCCGUACAAUUUGUCACAACCUUCUUCAUAAAUUUGCCGAGAGCGUUCUUAGCACGACACACGAAUAGUAGGUGUUUCAAAAUCAUAGGCGAACAAGACUUUUACUUGCCAAAACAUGUCUUAGAUAUAGUGUACACACAAACUAUAAUAUGGAUGGGCUCAUUUUUCUGCCCGUUUCUACCAAUCAUCGGUACAAUAUUUUAUUUCUUAAUUUUCUAUAUAAAGAAGUUCACUUGUUUGACGAAUUGUACGCCGUCGCCGGUCGUGUAUAAAGCUUCGAAGUCAAAAUCUCUGUUCAUGGCUGUUCUAUUGCUGGGUUUUAUUGCUUCCAUUGCUCCGGUAGCUUAUUCUGUUGCGGAAAUAUUCCCCUCUAUCAACUGUGGGCCAUAUCGAGGUUAUAACAACGUCUGGGAAUUUGUCGUGCAAACAUUUGACGGAUUCCCAUUCAUUGUUCGGGAGUUUAUCUUCAGAAUGGGAACUUCUACGUUCGCUGUCCCGGCUUUUGCUGUAUUAUUAUUCUUUUUGUAUUAUUACUGGGCCGUGGCUGCAGCGAACAGGCAUAUGGUGACAGUUCUAAAAAACCAGUUGGUGUUAGAAGGCCAUGAUAAGCAGUUUCUACUGAAUAGAUUGAGUGCGUUUAUAAGGCAGCAUCAGAAACGAUGUGAGAGGAGGAAUAGAGCUAGUUUUGCGGAUGAUGACUCAAUUAGACAGAGUUCUAGGUAAAAUUGUUGGGUGUAGUUUUUGAUUGUAGCUGUUUAUAGUACAGUGCAAUUUUCCUAAUUUACGAUUCUGUUGUAUUAGAAUGAUACUUUGAUCUUAAACUGUGAAUUAUUUUUUAAAACUACAUUUCCCUUCCUCUCUUUCAAUCAUUCGCUGUCCCUCUCUCUAGCUCUCUUUUCUUGGAUCUAUUUUUUCCCCCGUACGCGGGAACUUUAAUUUCUAUAAUAAUUCCUUACACGGUUUUUCUUUAUCAUCUCAAGCGAUAAUUGCACUGUACUAUGAAUGAACCAUUAGGGUAAACUUAGCAAAUAAUUUUAUAAUGACUAUGAAAUAAACUAGGUAACUAUGUAAUAUAAUAACAUAGAAAUUCUCAGAAAAUGCCAUCAUUUACUCUUCCUACUGACGCUUUACCUACAUCGGGCAAAACCAAGUUAACACAAGUUUCUUUGUAAAACACUUUCUGACAUAAUUUAACCAUGUUUUUUAAAUAUUCCACGAUAUUUCAACAGGCAUAGUUUUACCUGACAAAAACAGUGUCAAAAUUCUAUAAAAUUUACUUACAGAGGUAAAUAAAAAACAUGAAAUUAAACUCGAAACCAACUACGACCGUUAUUUUAGAAUUCUAGCAUUAUAAGGAAAGUCCCUUUCGCUAUGGCCAAUAACAUAACAAUAGGACACGAACGAACGAAACGAAGACAUUUGAAUCAUUUCACUUACUUUUCCCACAAAAGUGGUUAAAAAAGUUACAAAAAUCUUUUCUUAAAAAUCUGCCAUACUGUGCCAUGGUAGCCUUAAAACUUUAUUUACUUAGCAUUUUUUAUUUAUGAACUACAUUCCUAUAGUCUUACUUUUAAAUAACAGUGCCAGGUUUAAGACUGACUUUUGUCCUAUCUGAAGUCAAAUAUUGCAAGAUUUUAGCGUCAAUUUAUCAAUAUUUUUUCUUCAAAACUGAUAUAUUUAUUAUUCUGACAAAAGUUAUUAAUGGACUAUUCUUUUUUGUCUUUUUUUUACUCAACUUCAUGCAAGAUGUUAUAAGCAAAAAAUUCAAAAUUAACUAAUUAAAAAUACAAAUGAAAUUAUUUAGUAUUUAAAACGAAAAUUUUAUAUGUGUAUAUUUGAAGUUUUUAGCGGUUUAUGUAUUACUGAAGGUACACGCACGUUAUGUAUAAUGAAUUAAUAAUAAUUGUGUAGUUGAUACCACCAAAUGGCCAUUUUCUGAACUUUUCAAACUCUGCCAUUCCAAAAUUAUGUAUUUUACAUCAUACGUUAUAUGUAGGAUACAGUUUUGAUAUGGCAAACUAUGUAUAUAUUUAUUAUUGUACAUAGUAUACAAAAAGCAAUUUAAUUCAAAAUAUUGAAAAGAUUUUUGGUCAAAUGGAGCAAAAACGAAAAUUCUAAUUAAUUUUCUCGGGAAUUGGUUGGUGUCAACUACCCAAUUAAAGCAGUUUUUGCGUUACCUUUAAAAGUGUCAAAUUAAGACUGUUUGAAAAUUGUUUAUUCGUUCAAAAUCUACGUCUUGCUCAAAAGAGUCUGACUUACGUACGUUAUUUAGAUGUUUUUUAGAAAAUCUUUUGUCUCUUAAUGCUCAGUGUAACACUAUAUUAUUGUCUGUGUAUUAUUAAUAUUCUUAAUUCUUAAGAGGCUCUCUUUUGUAAAUCUGUACAUACAUAGCAUUUAUUAGAAUAAGUAAAUAGAUUUUUUAGUGAUCUCAGUAUAUUUAUCAAUGUAAGUUAGGACGACCCGUACGCUAUAUUAAAAACAUAUUUACACUUGAUUAUUGUUUAUAGCAUUAUUUCACUCAACUUUAGUACAAUUUUUAUUCCUGGAUUUAGAUAUUUUUUUCCUCAAUGAAAUGCAUAAUUUUAUACUGGCUCUUGUCGUAUUCAGUACAAUUAUUUUUUCGUUGUGCUAAAAUUAUCUAGUCGACCAUCUUAGAAGCAUUUAUUAAAAUAUUUGUAAGACUUAACCUUUUAUUGUAAAUGGGAAAGCAUAAUGAAGUGAUUGACACCGGAACUGACGUAUGCCCAUUUGGUCACACAUGUACCUGUUUGGUCACACUUGUUCCCAUUUGGUCACACUCGUCAGUGUCCAUUGUGUUUCUCAAAACUGUGUCCAUUUACAUACUGAAUACCGUCAACGUUUGCACUUUUCCGGUAUAAAAGGUUCAGUAUUAUUCGUCACAAAAUAAUUAUAAAUAAAAUGAUAAAUGCUGUAUUUAAAAAAAAAACCUUUAGUUCCUUAGCGAAAUUAUCAAAUACAUAGAGAUAACAAUUUUGCGUUGUAUCCAAAAAUAUGUAACUAUAUUUAGUUAAUUUUAUACACCUAUUUAUACAAUAACAAAAAUGUUCGUCACUAAGACCCAGGUGCACUAUAUAACUAUAUUGAUAACCAAACCAUAACCAGCCUCAUACUUGCCGCCCAUUGGUCAAAUCGGCGAUUUGGACAAUUUCAAAUGACUCGGUUAUCGUUAUAGUUAAAUGGUGCAACAUAACGUUAAUAUAUUUUAUACUAACUAAAGAAACCUAGUUGACAACUCAAUUUUCAGUAGUAAAAUAACAUUAAUUGAAAAACCUUUAGUUAUCAAUGUAUUUAAUAAAACUAAAUGUACAUAAAAAUGUGUGUGUAAAUUUUCGUCUAUUAAUAUUUAUUAAAAUUGUAAAUUAAAAAGUACAUUUUAUAUUUAUUUGUAUGUUGUGUUGUUUUAUAUAAAUUCGUCUUCCUUUUGUGCAAUGUGACGAGCGACGUCGCGGGUUGUAACUUGUACACGUAGCAAAUGUAUUAAUAAUAAUGUUACCACAACACACUGCCAUAACAUCUAAAUUUUUAUUCAAAAUAUGACAUUAUUAUGAAAAUAAACAAUUGUACACUUU
Molecule: messenger RNA, 5561 nt
Organism: Helicoverpa zea (corn earworm)
Lineage: Eukaryota; Metazoa; Arthropoda; Insecta; Lepidoptera; Noctuidae
Product: transmembrane channel-like protein 7
Exons: 7
Coding region: 301-2694 (797 amino acids)
Cellular component (GO): plasma membrane
Molecular function (GO): mechanosensitive monoatomic ion channel activity
Source: RefSeq, a predicted model, not a curated record